Messenger RNA from Rhizoctonia solani, 1362 nucleotides. Its product is annotated as oxalate decarboxylase. The record is from RefSeq and is a predicted model, not a curated record. Bases 1 to 1362 code for a protein of 453 amino acids. The transcript is spliced from 14 exons. Lineage: Eukaryota; Fungi; Basidiomycota; Agaricomycetes; Cantharellales; Ceratobasidiaceae. Gene Ontology annotation, biological process: oxalate metabolic process.
AUGCACUUCUCGCUCACUUUGGCUCUUGCGUUAUCUGCGAGCGUCCUCGGCGCUCCGGCUCCAGCUGUCGACUCGAGCUCUUCAGUCGUAGCGGAUCCGUCUACUACUAUCUCGUCGUCUAAAACAAACAUUCCUUCAUCAACGACUGACUCGUCCCACCCGAGCCCUACAGUGCCCUACGCAUCGGGCGACCUGAACGAGUCGUACCUGGACAAGUUCCAGAACGAACUCCCUCAGCCUGUCCGCGGAUCGAAGGGCGCCAAGAUCCUUGGACCUCAGAACAUUCCUCUUGACCGCCAAAAUCCUGACUUUCUGGCGAGCCCCAGUACCGACAAUGGUGCAGUGUCCAACGUAAAGUGGCCGUUCAGUUUGUCCCACAAUCGUGUUCAGGAUGGUGGGUGGGCACGUCAGCAAAAUGUUCAUUCGAUGCCUAUUGCGACGACGAUGGCCGGUGUAAACAUGCGCUUGAAAGCAGGAGCGCUUCGUGAGCUGCACUGGCAUAUCACUGCAGAGUGGGCCUAUGUUCUGGAGGGGAGCUGUCGUGUUGUUGUUGUGAAUUCCGAGGGUCAGAACUAUAUCGCUGAUGUCUAUCCAGGAGAUCUUUGGUACUUCCCUCCUGGUAUUCCGCAUGUGAUUCAGGGCUUGAACGAUACCGCUGAUGGCUGCGAGUUCCUCCUUGUCUUCGACGACGGAGAGUUCAGCGAAGACUCUACUUUCUCAGCUACGGAGUGGAUGGCCCAUGUUCCUAAGGAAGUCUUGAGCAAGAACUUCCAGGUCAACGCCUCUGCCUUUGAUCACAUUCCAAACCGUCAGCUGUGGAUGCUACCGAGUGCCGUUCCAACAGGCAGCGCUAAGGAGCAAGGAGUAAAGAGCCCGCAAGGAGUAUCUACAUUGCCUUAUACAUUUGCCGCAAGCAAGGCCAACUCUACCAAGCUUCCCGGCGGGACGGUCAAAGUUGUCGACUCACGUACAUUCGAAGUCAGCAAGACUAUCGCACUCGCGGAGGUUACUGUUGAGGUCGGCGGGAUGCGCGAGCUUCACUGGCAUCCAACUCAGCCUGAAUGGUCUUACUUCAUCGAGGGCGAAGCACGCAUAACAGUCUUUGCCGCACAGGGCAACGCACGAACCUUUAAUUAUCAAGCAGGAGAUAUUGGCUAUGUUCCUCCAUCUUUCGGGCACUAUGUCGAGAACAUAGGGAACACGACGCUCAAGUUCCUUGAGAUCUUCAACUCUGACAAGUAUGAGGAUAUCUCGCUCAACCAGUGGCUGGCCCUCACACCUCCAGAUAUGGUCAAGGCCCACUUACAGUUGAGCGACGACACGAUCAGCAAGCUACAGAAAGUGAAGCCAAUCGUAGUAUGA